UGCCACAAAAAAAAUUUUCCGUGUCCGAAUUAAUAGGGAUAUUUAUAAUAAUUAAUGAACUUUUAAGGUUAACUAAUAUAAUGUAAAAAAUAAUGUCCAAUUCUUUUACACUUCAGACUGAACUAAUAGACGAGUUUGUGUGUCGGAUUGAUUGUUUGUGUUGAUAAUUAUGAGUAUUGUUUUGUUUUUAUAAAUCUAAUCGUCACAACAAACUCCUUACAUUGAAUAGUUUGAAACAGUUUCUGUUUUAUAAUAUAAAAAAAAAAAAAAAAUGGGAAAUUGUUUUAGCCGAACCAACAAAACUGUUAAAAAAGGAGAACAGAGCGGUCCGAACUUGUCUGAAAGAAACAAUGAUAACGGACCAGUACAGAUAAGUAUGCUUGUGCCUGUUCAGUCUCAUGAACCUACAAGUAUCAGACAUCCAGAUGCAAUAGCUAGGAGUGGACCAAUCUUACCACCUGUUCCGAUUGAUUCUGACAAUCUACUAGGCCAUAGUGCCAAAGUAUUUGUUGCCUUGUAUGACUAUGAUGCUCGAACAGACGAAGAUUUGAGUUUUAAAAAAGGAGAACAUUUAGAAAUUUUAAAUGACACUCAAGGAGACUGGUGGUUUGCCCGAUCUAAAGCUACUAAAAAGGAAGGUUACAUACCUUCUAAUUAUGUAGCUAAAUUAAAAUCAAUUGAAGCUGAACCAUGGUAUUUUGGAAAGAUAAAAAGGAUAGAAGCAGAAAAAAAGCUUUUAUUAGCUGAAAAUGAACAUGGUGCAUUUUUGAUCAGGGAUAGUGAAAGCAGACGUAAUGAUUUUUCUCUUUCUGUCAAAGAUGGUGAUACCGUAAAACAUUAUCGUAUUCGUCAGCUAGAUGAAGGAGGCUUUUUUAUUGCUCGAAGAACUACUUUCCGUACAUUACAAGAAUUAGUAGAACACUAUAGUAAAGAUGCAGAUGGCCUCUGUGUCAAUCUCAGGAAACCUUGCAUUCAGGUGGAAAAGCCAACAACUGGUGGUUUGUCACAUAACACAAGGGAUCAAUGGGAAAUUGAUCGGAGCUCUCUGAAAUUUGUUCGAAAACUUGGCCAAGGGCAGUUUGGUGAAGUGUGGGAAGGCUUGUGGAAUAAUACUACUCCAGUUGCUAUUAAGACUCUAAAAACAGGAACAAUGGAUCCAAAAGAUUUCUUAGCAGAAGCCCAGAUAAUGAAAAAACUGCGUCAUCCAAAGUUGGUGCAGUUAUAUGCUGUUUGCACUCUGGAAGAACCUAUUUAUAUAAUAACUGAAUUGAUGAAAAAUGGCAGUUUGUUGGAAUAUUUGCAAGGUCGUGGACGACCUCUGAAAUUGCCGCAAUUAAUUGACAUGUCUGCACAAAUUGCUGCUGGUAUGGCAUAUCUGGAGUCUCAAAAUUACAUCCAUAGAGAUCUUGCUGCUAGAAAUAUAUUAGUUGGUGAUGGGAAUGUGGUAAAAAUUGCUGAUUUUGGACUUGCUAGACUAAUAAAGGAGGAUGAAUAUGAAGCUAGAGUUGGGGCAAGAUUUCCAAUCAAAUGGACUGCACCUGAAGCAGCAAAUUAUAGUAAAUUUUCAAUAAAGUCUGAUGUCUGGAGUUUUGGUAUUAUGCUUACUGAAUUGGUAACUUAUGGAAGAAUUCCUUAUCCUGGUAUGACAAAUGCUGAAGUGUUGCAUCAAGUUGAGCAUGGCUACAGAAUGCCAUGUCCGCCUGGAUGCCCUCCUGCACUAUAUGAAAUUAUGCUAGAAUGCUGGCAUAAAGAUCCAAUGAAACGCCCAACAUUUGAAACACUGCAGUGGAAACUGGAGGAUUUCUUUACUAUGGAAGGGUCUGAAUAUAAAGAAGCAUCCUUAGCUUACUGACAACUACCUCCACGCCCUAGAUAUGAAUGGGGUGUGCCACAGUACAGCAGGAAUAUCUUGAUUCCUCACUAUGAUCUCAAUGGUUAAAAGAAAGCUUGUAGAAACAAGACAGUAGUAACAGUUAAAGUAAUUGGCUGUUUACUCCAGUAACAAAAAUAAUGAAACACUGAAAUGAAGUGAACUUUUAUUCCCUUCAGUUUUUAUUUCCAUUAAAAAGUAUUUCAUGCCUGUUAAUUCAACAUAUUUUUAAUGUGAUGAUUACAGUGUGUGGAAUUUAAGAGCUCUUAGUUUAUUUGAUAGGAAUUUCUAUCCGCCUUAAUGUUCUAGUGAUUAAGCCAUUCAAUUCUAUACAAGUAUGUAGCAAUUUACUUGAGCAUUUAAUAAUGAAAUAACAAUCGAUGAAUUAUAUUCAAUUUUAUCUGUGAUGAUGUAAUUAUGUGGCUGUUUUAUAUUUUCUAACUGCUUUUGUGUAAAGUCUUGACAUCUGAUCUAUGUCUACUAGACUAAUUUCUUAAACUUAGCUUUUCUAAUAAUCUCAAUAGUAUAUUAUUUUAUAUACUGACCUUGUAUAAUUCAUUCUUAGUGUUAUUGUCAAAAGUUUUUUAUAAUAUCUGACAGUUUUACAUCAGUGUUAAGGUAUAUAUAUUCAAAUACAUAUAUGUGGUGUGUUUGUAUACAGACACUUAAAGGUAAGUAUGUGUGUAUAUAUAUGUACAUACAUACAUACACCUUAAGGUUGAAAAAAUAAGGCACACCUGCCUGUUUAUAUGCAUGUCUACAAUUUGCUUAAAUAGAUGUACUUAUCAAAUAAUUGUUUUUCAAAGUAGUUUAAGCAUGCUAUUUACUAGUUACCAAUUCAGUUUUAUUGAAGAUAGCUACUACCUAUUUGAUCACACCUAAAAAGUGUAAGUUAACCUUCUGAAUAUUAGUUUAUUUAUUUAUUUAUUUAUUUUUUUUGCAAAUCUCUCCUUGUCUGCUCUUUUCGUAUUACAAACCAAUAUUUUUUUUAUCCUCGUAGAAAAUUAUAUGCUACCAACAAAUUUGUCAAAUAUUCUCCAGGAAGGUUAAAUUCUUCAUACCAUCUAAAUUUGAAUGGAAUACUGUUUAUUGCUGCUACAUCUUCAGUUCACUAAUUUUCCUCAAACCAGUUUUAAUCAUCUGGGUGCAUACCCAGUUUUAAGAAUGAAUCCAGUUUUGUUUCGUUGAUAUGUUUUCACCAAUCUGUUGGAAGCAGCCGAAAAUUGGAAAACUCAUUCAAUAUCUUCUUGAAUCCAUUGCCAUCGAUUGUAUUCAUAUGUGAACUGCAUUUAAAAUCACAAUCAACAUUUGGCAUUUAUUUAGGUGAUUUUAAUUAUUAAAAACCAAUUAUAUUAAUUUAAAAAAUAAGACAUGCAUUUCUUGACAUGACUGGUUUUUUAGAUCACUUAAUUCCAAUUUAAAAAGAAAUUGGAUCAAAGUAUAUUUUAUUUAAAAGCUGAAAUGCACUUUUACUAAACUUAUUUCAAGUAUUGACACAUAUUUUGCUAUGGACAUUAUUUAUAACAUUGAUGGCAAAGCUCUUUUUAACAGCUUACUUUUUUUCAAUCACCUUUAUCAGAAUGGUAGUAUUUAUUUGUUAUAUCUUUUUUUUUUUUUGUUAUUCAUUCAGUGUUUAUUGUUUUAUACUGCCUUUUUGUCAGAUAUUUCUGUGAAAAUGAUUGAUUGAUCAUCAGUGGGGAAAUGAACUGCUAUUACUUUACCCUAUUUAUAAAACAUUGGAAACCUGUAGUAUCUGUUUGUAAAAAUAUUGAUGAAUAUUUUUACCUUUUUUUUUCUUAAUUUAAAAAAAGGUGAAAGGGUAUAUUUUUGAAUUGCAAAAAUGAAUUCUCUGUGCAAUUUUGAUAUAACAUUUGACUCACAUCUGUUAUUCAUUUAUAUGAUUUUAUUUAGAUAUAUUUAUUUUUUUUUUAGUAUUUUUUUCUUAUCUUAUGUAAAUAAGUAAUUUUUUUUAAAAUACUCUUUAAGAAUGCUCACAAAAAUUGCUAAGUCAGUAAAUUUUCUGUGCAAGAUGGAAAAAAAAAAAAUUUCUGCUAAAAGUGUUGAGCUGUAAUCUAAUUUCUAACAUAAUGUUUAAUUGAUCAGUCCUCAGGACUGUAAAAUUAAAAGAACAUGUUCAAAUGAGUAAUGUUAUAUUUAUUAACAACGAGCUACAUUUUAGCUUGUGGCUGACAUAUGAACUGUUUUCAUUUUGACAUUGCCAUUUAGCAACUAAAGCUUCAUGACAUCAUAGUUAAUUGAUUGGUCACUACAUGUUCAUAAAUGUUGGUUAAAACAAAAACAAGUCCUUGAAAACUGGAAUAUAAAAAGAAAAUUUUAAAGACUCUUAGGAAAGAAUCAAAGUUUGAGGAAUUAAUUAGAUACAUAUGCUUUCUUGUGGAUAUUGAAUAAUGAUUACCUUGGGAAGAUGCUAUAAAAUUGGUAAAUAUCUAUAAAUAUGUUAGUUAUUAGAUUUCUUACUUACAUAUUACAUAUUAUUUUCUCCUUUAACACUAUGAAUUAUAGCAAUUGUCUAGUCAUAAUUCAGUUGCGUGAUGUCAGAUAGACAUGUAAAAAAGUGAAUGUUUUGUUUUUCAGACCAACUCAAAAAAUUGGUUGAAUAUUGCUAUCCUAAGGAUUCAUCAGUUGAUAUGUUUAAACGUAUUUUUACCUUUGUAAGCACAUGUCUAUAUGCUGGUGUUGAUCCUGAAAAAGGAUUACUCUCCAAAUAUCCUUAUAAUAAUAUGCUUACAAUUGGUUAAAUUUUAGGGGUCAUUUUAGAAUCUUUGUUCUACUAUCUUUCAAAAUGUUUUAGCUAUUCUGUAGUUCUUUGGUUUUUAAUCUUCUGUUUAUGAAUUAUUCAACUUUGGUAAGUUACUUCCGCAAAAUUUUGAUGUAUAAAUGAAAUAUUUAUUUUUACUUAUUUAAUUUUCGUCUAAAUAUAUCCUGUAUAAUAUUUUUCUCAGACUUGUCGACAUCAAACUAUUUUGUGUAGCCAUUGUUUCUCCUUUCCUUUUUUUUUUAAACAUGCAUCUAUCGUUUAACAGUGCUUCUAAUUCUCUUAAUUUUUCUUUGGUGCUAUUGUGCAAAUUUUGACAAAAUAUCAAUUUACAGAUUGGAAGAGGAGUUAUUAUACAUUUUAUCUCUUUAUUUUUUUUCUCUGUAUUUUAGAGAUAUUAUCUUUAUAAUUAAUAUCUCUAAAAGAAAUUAGGACGAAGGUGAUUGCUCUUUUCUGAGGUUUCAGGAUGAGAAUCAUGUUAACAACCAAAUUUUUACAUGAUGUAUAAGCAAAGAGGUAAUCAUUUGAAAUUUUAUAUGGUCUUGUACUUUCCUGCAAGAUCAACACCCUAAAUUAGUUUUCUGUUUAAUUUUUUUGUAGACUUUAGAAUAUAAAAUCUAUCACUCUAUUUGCCCUCUAUUGUGUCCUGACUAAGGUUUACAAAUUUCGAUCUCUUAUUAAAUUUGAACAAAUUUUUAACUUUAUCAGCAAAUAUAUAUAUACAUAUUUGUUUACCAUAGUAAUUUUACUUUGCAAAUAUUUUUUUCUACUUUAAAUGAAUAAGUAUGCAUCACUAUGCCAUUCUGUUGUAUGUUUAGAUAAAAAUUAAACGUACUUUCAUUUACAUUAGCUCGAUAAAUAUUGUAAGUAGAGACUUUGUAUGAAUGUAUCAUUACUUUAAAAUUAUACUUAAGAUACUCAAGGAGGUUAGAGCAGUAAAUUUAUAAAGGGGCCAUGUCAUCCACAUUGCCUUAUGAUUCAAUUUCAUCAUUGUGCAUAUCCAAAUACUGCUGUGCCUCUUGAUAGAAAUUAAAUUCAUUUUACAUACUUCCCAUUUGAAUUUUUAUUUAUUUAACUUGUAUGUUUAAUAGCCAUUAUAACAAACUGACAGUUUUCUAUUUAAUUAACUAUUUUUUAUAGUUUUCAUUUUAAAAAUUGUUUUUACUCUCACAGUGGCUUAAAUGUUUGUCUUGUGUGGUCUUUAAAUUUUUGUUACUGUGUGUGUUUCAAUAAUAGACCUCAAGCAUUUAUUAGUAAUUUUCAUAAUAAUGGUCUAUUAUUCAUUAUGUUUGACUGAUAUUUUUAAUAUAAACAUAGAAACUAAUUGUUCUAUCAAUUUGAAUUAUAUGGAAGUUAAACUUUUAACCACUUUUUAAUGUGUUCCAAUAGUUAAAUUUAUUUUACAUUCCUUAUUAAAAUUAUUUUAGAGAGUGAAUGUUGAAACAUUUAUUUUUCCUUUUAAGUAAUAUCUGAACAUUUUAGUACUGACUCAUGAAAAAUAAAUUCUGGUCAAUUAUUACAGAUGCUUAAUUUUUUUAAUGCUCAAAAUCUUUAAUCCUGUUCUAAUUUUAUACAUUAUCUAAUUUUAUAUUUUUCUUUAUCUGCUCUACUGUUUCAUAUUCACAGUAUUUUGAUCAUGGAAUUACUCUGUUAAAUUGCAUUUAUUUAUGUAGUUAAUAUGAGAACAACUUUCCUUCUAACUUGCUUAUUAAACAUAAUUGUGGAAACUA
Molecule: messenger RNA, 6376 nt
Organism: Parasteatoda tepidariorum (common house spider)
Lineage: Eukaryota; Metazoa; Arthropoda; Arachnida; Araneae; Theridiidae
Product: tyrosine-protein kinase Src42A
Biological process (GO): protein phosphorylation
Molecular function (GO): protein binding; protein tyrosine kinase activity; ATP binding
Source: RefSeq, a predicted model, not a curated record